This is a messenger RNA of Sclerotinia trifoliorum, 3341 nucleotides long. NCBI's taxonomy places the organism in Eukaryota, Fungi, Ascomycota, Leotiomycetes, Helotiales, Sclerotiniaceae. The record is from the annotation of a GenBank genome assembly.
CUUAUGUUUCUUAUGUUUCUUAUGUUUCUUAUGUUUCUUAGGUAGGUAUCCACGUUGAGGUAUCAUAGACGGUUCCAUCCUUUUUAAAGCAACAAAUCAUUCUAUUAUAUACUAGGUAUUUAUAUAUCAAAGUUAUUUUCAUAUCAUCACCUAUACUCAGUGUUCUUCUCUCCUCUUCCUCCUCUUCCUCCUCUUCCUCCUCUUCCUCUUCUUCCUCUUCUUCCUCUCUCCCAUUUCUUCCCUCUCCUUUCUCCUCCUCUUCUCUCCUCCUCCUCCUUCCCUCCAUUCAUAUGGGCUCAUUCGAUUCCAAGAUGUUGAAAAGUGGUGCUGUUGAGUGCCGAAUGCCAUGCCCCUGUUUUAUUUCCACCCAGGUUAAAGCGUCUAUCUCGUCACUUGUGCUUGUUUCUGAAUGAAGUACGUACGGACUACAAACUACGGCUUACGGAUAUCUUCUAUGAAUAGCUAAACCCACCCUCACUCACCCUACCUACCUUUCACACUCACCUCCAUUAUUAUCACUUAUUCAAAUGUACAACAGGUAUGUAAAAAAUAGUAAUACCCAUUUUCGGAAGAAGGAAAAAAAGUCUUUGUCCUUUCUUGUCUCCCAUUCCAUACAUACAUACCUACAUAACCAUUAACUCAUAUUAUUUUAUUAACUUUUAUUAAUUGAUUUUUUUAUUUGUAGUUAUUUAUCGAAAAGAAGAUGAUCAAAAUCAUCGUCACUAUUAAUAAAGUCCGCUUAGCAUGAUGUUCUAAACGCCUAUCGCUAUUCACUGGUCCCCGAAAUUACCUUAUCCAGCGCGCAAUGGUCCCUCGCAACUACAGCGAAUCCCAGCUUCGCCCCGAACCAGAACGCGCUCCUUCAAAUAGUACCAAAAUAUCUUAUAGAUCUCAUUCUUCAUCUUUUGAAGCGGAUGACGAGAGAUCUAGCUCUGCCGAUCACGAUAGUAUGGACCCCGAUAUUGGUUCUGCUCAUAGAGAUGUUCCUGCUCAGUAUGCAGGUGAGGAUACACGAUUGACGAGUCGGAAGGAGCUGUCGGGAUGGUACGCCUACGGAUUUGCUGCAGAGGUUUUCGUCAUUUGUGGUAUUGGUACGUCUUGAGGUAUUUUCUUUGAUCUUAUAUUUGGGUUAUUGGAGUGAAAAUGGUUCAGUUGAGUUGUUGCCGUUCGAUGAGACCAAUCCAUCGAAGCGUAAAGGGGUAGCAUUGUCAGCCUUGUUCCAAACAACUUCAUCAAUGACAGCAUUGUACCUCCAAAUAUGCGAGUUCCAUUACAAAAGUUUAGGUUUUAAGCUUGAUAGAAUUUGUGUUUUUUACUUAAGCUAACGGUUACGUUUCAGGCUCCUUCAUCCCGAUUACUUUGGAACAAUUGGCAAGAGAGAAUGGAGUCUUACUUUCAGAUCCAACACAACCAUGCGGUUCGAGUUCCACGCACCUUCCUCCAGGUUUACAUCCAGGAAGCGCAAAAGAUUCACAAUGUGUAAUUUAUCUCGGUGGCCUACAGAUAAAUACGGCUAGUUUUGCUAUGUAUAGUUUCUCCCUGAGUGUUCUCUUCCAGGCAAUAUUGGUGGUUUCAAUCAGCUGUGCCGCAGAUCAUGGGAAUUACCGCAAACGAUUAUUAUUAUUCUUCGCAUUCGCCGGAUCUAUAACGACUAUGCUAUUUUUGACGGUUGUCCCGAAGGUUUAUUUGCUAGGUGCUCUCUGGGCAAUAGUCUCGAAUACGUGCUUUGGGGCAAGUUUUGUCCUGUUAAAUUCGUUUCUUCCCCUCCUCGUUCGACAUCAUCCGAAAGCUCAAUAUGGCACGCCAGAUUUUUCACCCGAGUUUCGUCCCAGUUCCGUCGAUGAAAGUCCUCCGGAGCACUCGCUAAACGAGCCAGAAGUUGCGGUGUACGAUGAAAGAAGUGCACUCCUACCACAUAACAGAAUCUCCUCGCAAGCUUCCGAUGUAGAUGAACCGUUUCCAUCAUCCAAAGAUGCCACUUCAAUUGAGCUUCAAUUAUCCACCCAGAUAUCUUCGACUGGUAUAGGAAUUGGUUAUAGCGCUGGCCUUUUUCUGCAAUGCAUAUCAAUUGUUAUUAUUUGGUUGCUCAACGGCACGACCUUUUCCCUGCGACUGGUAUUAUUCUUCAUAGGAUUAUGGUGGUUUCUCUUCACAAUUCCUGCCGCGUUAUGGCUCCGCCCUAGACCAGGACCACCAUUACCACACACGGGUGGUGAAAAUUCAAAAGGCUCACGAAGUUGGUUGGCUUAUACUAUUUACGCCUGGUCAUCACUAUUUCGCACUGUAAGACUUGCCCGGAGAUUAAAAGAUAUUACUCUCUUUCUCGCAGCUUGGUUCCUCCUCUCCGAUGCUAUCGCUACGGUCUCGGGAACUGCAGUUCUCUAUGCCAAAACCCAGCUUCGUAUGGCACCCGAAGCACUCGGUCUCAUUAAUGUGAUUGCUACUACGGCCGGUGUUCUAGGUGCAUUCUCAUGGGCAGCCAUUUCCCGCACUCUAAACUUAAAACCCCAUCAGACGAUUCUCGCUUGUAUAUGUAUUUUCGAAAUGAUCCCGCUCUACGGUCUUCUUGGAUUUCUCCCCAUCGUCAAACGAUGGAACGUCAUCGGUCUCCAACAGCCUUGGGAAAUGUAUCCUCUCGGUUUCAUUUAUGGUUUCGUUCUCGGAGGCUUAAGUAGUUAUUGUCGUUCCCUAUUUGGUGAACUCAUACCUCCUGGAUCCGAAGCAGCAUUUUAUGCUUUAUAUGCCAUUACGGACAAGGGAUCCAGUGUAUUUGGACCUGCCAUUGUAGGGGCAAUCGUUGAUCGAACUGGAGAAAUUAGACCAGCGUUUUGGUUUCUGGCAGUUCUAGUUGGAUUGCCUGCUCCGUUAAUAUAUUUCGUUAAUGUGGAAAGGGGUAAGAAAGAAGGUGCAAAGUUGGCAGAAAUUAUUGAGGGUUUUAAGAUUAAGGAUGCAGAGAAUGCAAGCGAGGGGAGUAGAGGACCGAGCAUUGAUCAUGAGAGUGGGCAGAAUGAAGGACUUAUUUAUCCUCGAGUUGGGGAAAAUGAAUCAAGAGGGAGAAACGAUAUAUGACUUGAUUUUAAGCGAUGAUUUGGCGAUUACUUAGCGAUUCAAUUUGGUGUUCAGCGGGGAAAGUACACUGCAAAGGGACUUCAAUUGUAUAGGAUUGAUUCACAUUAUCAGCAUCAUAUUUGGUAUAUUUGGUAUAGGUAGUUGGGAUCAGUGAUUCUUGAUCAGGAAGAAGAGAAGAAGGAAGGUUUGGUUGGUCUAGUUGGAACCGACACGGCGUGGCGUUUACAUCAGAAUGAAUGAAUUGCAUGAAUUGGAUACGGUUAUUGGGAAUA